AUGAACGGCACAGAAGCAAGAAGAUCGACGGAAACAGAGUUCGUAGGCUGGGUCCCCGAAGAUUCAAACCGCGGCACAUGGUCUCUCAUCACGUCGUGUCUAUUCACCAUCGCCAUCUGCACUUGGACGGCCAUUCAUCCACGUAUCCAUGUCUCUCGCCAGCUUCGGCAUCAGCACAAGUUCUACCAACUUGUCAAAGCUGUCCUGGCACCUGAAAUGUUCAAGACAGUGCAUGGCUUCUACCUCUGCAUGAUGGGUGUACGCUAUAAUUCCGGCUGUAAUGGGGGUUACCGAACUCUCUGGACAGGCCAGUAUGCCUGGCUCUUGAAUAACGGUCUGGUAUCAUGGCAAGAUCACAAGAGUUGGGGCCUUGCCAAGGAGGAGAUCGCUGACAAGAACAAGGCUGACGGUCUGGUGAAACUGGCUGCUCUUCUUCAGGUCGUAUGGUUCACAGUGCAGUGCAUCACGCGCUCAGCUCAUCAUCUUCCUUUGGCAACUAUCGAGACCAUGACGCUGGCCUACGUGUUCAACGGCCUAGUCACGUAUGCUUUCUGGUGGGAGAAGCCCAAGGAUAUCGUCACCGCCUCCUUUGUCAACUUGCCAGAAAUGACUCCUCUUCAGUGGGAUAGGUUCGAGAGUCUGGCAAUGGAAAACACCUUUGACGUUUCCGAUCCCAGUCAAAAACAUGACAACUCCAUCGCUUGGUACGUUGUGCCGCGUGAUUGUCGAGACGAUGAGAUUGGGAUAAUGGAGGAUCCAGAACGAACUGCGGAUGAAAGCGUUUCCAUAACUGAGCCUAACUGCAGAAAGAUCGAAUCGAUUGUCACUGAAGUCGAGGCCGGCAACGUCAUCACUGAGUGGGACUCGAAUCUCUACAUGACAAGAUACUGGCCACUUCUUUGCCUAUUAGGGGCAUCCUUUGGAGCCAUUCAUCUGAUAUCAUGGACUUCCUCUUUCCCGUCAGAGGCAGAGCGUUGGCUAUGGCGAUUCAGUGCUCUUGUUUCAGUUAUCACAUCCGUUGUCUGUAUGCAGUUCAGGAAGAUGAGUCUUAUAUGGGAUGGGCCGUUGACUGUUAUCAAGGUUGCAAGUCCAUUGCUUUAUCUUGUAACACGAGUUGUUAUGGCAGUGGAAGCUUUCGUGGGGUUACGAGCUAUGGAGCCAACGACUUACGACACGUAUGCACUAACCAACUAUUGGUUUCACUUGUUAUGA
Fusarium fujikuroi IMI 58289 is the source of this 1212-nucleotide messenger RNA. RefSeq lists its product as uncharacterized. Bases 1 to 1212 code for a protein of 403 amino acids. The transcript has 2 exons. Lineage: Eukaryota; Fungi; Ascomycota; Sordariomycetes; Hypocreales; Nectriaceae. The record is from RefSeq and is a predicted model, not a curated record.